CCUAUUACUCUUCGGUUGUUUCUAUAGCAAGAGAGUACAGUAUUCCAUUAUCUUGAAGACUCUUAUGAACCACGCGUGAACUUGGUGUCACGGAACCUGCCUUGCGAAUGAGAUCGCAAUUUUAAUGGCGACCCUUUAAACUCAGCUGUCAGAGUCUAACUGGAUGAAUCUCAUCAAGUAAGCAAUUCACCAUAUAAUUCUAGCAAACAUCAAAUCAGCAAAGCGAAAAAAAGGAAAAAAGAUCAAGGUUAUCGAAAGCUGCCAGAUAUAUAUUUCUGUAUCUCGAAGACUCGAACAAGAAAAGACCUUUGGUCCCUAGUCAACAUCAUCAACCGUUCAACCCCCAGAUCCAUUCGAAGCUAAAGUAUAACCUACCCAACUUCUUCUGUGCUCCUGUGGACUGUCCUAUGCUUUGGAUUGAUUGCUUGGUCUUCCCAGUUUGUUCAACUGUUGUUGGAGCAGCAACAUCAGUAGCAGAACUCAAGUCUGGAAAUUGAGCAUAACUAAUGCUUAAAAGGUUUUCAGGUUGCAUUUUGUUAAUUGCAGCAUUAUCUUGGAGAGUAUAAAAAGGAAGAGAAAAUGAGGAUGAGGAACAAAUACAGGAAACCAACCACUUUCCGUUGCCAUGCAGGGAGCAGAUGUUCAAUAUCUGCUGUGGUGUGGAGCUUAGUAGGAUGUCUUCUUAUGUUUCAUUUCUACUCCCUAGUUCACCGGAAGGAUGGGAUGGGCAGAGAAAUUCAAUUUGGAGCAAGUCACCACCCACAGUUACGUGAACUGGAAAAGGUUGAAGAGGAAAGUAUCCACAUUCCUCCACCAAGAAAGCGAUCCCCACGUGCUGCAAAAAGAAAACCUAAGCGACCCACCACAAUAAUCGAUGAAUUUCUUGAUGAGAAUUCUCAAAUUCGGCAUGUCUUCUUUCCUGAUCAGAAACUUGCUGUAGAUCCGAUGAAGGAUGCGGGGAAUGAUAGCUAUUACUAUUACCCUGGAAGGAUUUGGUUGGAUACUGAAGGAAAUCCUAUUCAAGCCCAUGGAGGUGGUAUUCUAUAUGAUGAAAAAUCAGGAACAUACUAUUGGUAUGGGGAGUAUAAAGAUGGGCCUACAUACCAUGCUCACAAAAAAGGAGCAGCCCGGGUUGACAUCUUAGGAGUCGGUUGCUAUUCUUCCAAGGACUUAUGGAAAUGGAACAAUGAAGGUAUUGUACUAGCAGCAGAAAAAACAAACGAAACACAUGAUCUCCACGAGUUGAAUGUUCUUGAGAGGCCAAAAGUGAUUUACAAUCACAAGACAGCGAAGUAUGUAAUGUGGAUGCAUAUUGAUGAUGUCAACUACACCAAAGCUUCUGUUGGCAUUGCCAUCAGUGAUUACCCAACUGGUCCUUUUGAUUAUCUCUAUAGCAAACGGCCCCAUGGAUUUGAAAGUAGGGACAUGACAAUCUUCAAAGAUGAUGACGGUAUUGCAUAUCUAAUAUACUCCUCUGAGGACAAUAGUGAACUUCACAUUGGACCUCUAACUGAAGAUUAUCUUGAUGUGACCAACAUCAUGAGAAGAAUUCUUGUGGGACAGCAUCGAGAAGCCCCAGCUUUGUUCAAGCAUGAGGGAACUUAUUACAUGAUCACUUCAGGCUGCACGGGAUGGGCACCAAAUGAAGCACUGGCACAUGCAGCAGAGUCAAUCAUGGGGCCAUGGGAGACUAUGGGAAACCCCUGCAUAGGAGGGAACAAAAUGGCUCGACUUACAACAUUUUUUGCGCAGAGCACAUUUGUGAUACCUUUACCAGGAUUUCCUGGUUCAUUUAUUCUCAUGGCAGACAGAUGGAACCCCGCAGACUUGAGAGACUCAAGAUAUGUAUGGUUGCCCUUGAUAGUAGGGGGGCCAGUUGAUCGGCCCCUUGAUUACAAUUUUGGGUUCCCCUUGUGGUCAAGAGUGUCCAUAUAUUGGCAUAGGAAGUGGAAACUUCCUCAGGGGUGGAGUGGGUGGAAAAAAAUAUAGAUUUUCUUUGUUUCAUCUGUGUACCAUAUGUGAAGCAUGGUUAUUCUUUCACCGGCUCGCCAUGAUUGUUGCAUUACUGUAAAUUAACAGCGUUUGCUUAUAGUUCACUUCAGAGAGUAGAGGAUAUUCAGUCUCGCAACCACU
Molecule: messenger RNA, 2133 nt
Organism: Rosa chinensis
Lineage: Eukaryota; Viridiplantae; Streptophyta; Magnoliopsida; Rosales; Rosaceae
Exons: 3
Coding region: 580-1989 (469 amino acids)
Biological process (GO): carbohydrate metabolic process
Molecular function (GO): hydrolase activity, hydrolyzing O-glycosyl compounds
Source: RefSeq, a predicted model, not a curated record